Asterias rubens (European starfish) is the source of this 2325-nucleotide messenger RNA. Its product is annotated as lactadherin-like. The record is from RefSeq and is a predicted model, not a curated record. The transcript has 6 exons. NCBI's taxonomy places the organism in Eukaryota, Metazoa, Echinodermata, Asteroidea, Forcipulatida, Asteriidae. Bases 1284 to 2090 code for a protein of 268 amino acids.
UUUCAGGAUGAGCAAACAACAGCUGAAUACCAGUAACAAGGAAUACUCAACAAAUUUAAAUUUGGUUGGUAAUCAAGGAAAGAAUUUCAUGCUUAGCUAAUUAUUGCGUGCUUAGCAGCUCUAUGAAAUUGGGCCCUGGUGGCCAUUCUUUUUGUAUGUGUCUUUUUUUUCCACUCUGUGCUAAUAUGAGUUAUGCGCCUUUGAUCAUGUUGCAUGUAAGGGGUGCAAUAUAAAUUUUAAUUAUUAUUAUUAUUAUAAAAACUAAGUAUUUUUGACAUAUAAAGGUCAACUUAUUUGAGGUAAUAAGUAAAACUGGGGAAACAGUUCUCAUUCAAAAAAAAAAUCAUUUGCUCGUUUUUUUUUUGCACAUUUGUCUUGCAAAUAAUGAGUAUUCGAAAUUUACUGAAAAAAAAGAAUUCGACUUCAUUUCAAUGAGAGCAAGUUAAAUUGCUUGAGUAAUUUUGUAUUAUUUCUUCAAGUAACAAACAUGUGGCAAAGAUUACAGUUAAUAGUAAUAAUAAUAAUACUACUAAUAAUAAUGUAUUCAUUUAUUAUGCGCAAGUUUAAUAUAAUAUGUUCAGAUGCGCAUUACAAUAGUGAAACAUGCAAAUUUUUAAUAUUGAUGAAGACAAUCCUUAGAUUUUACUCGAAACGUCGAGUUUUUGUUACCAACCUCAUCGCCCUCAGUACUCCACUCACAAGCUGUAUUGUUUAGUGUAUAUUUAGGAAAACACAGGCUUGUUCUGGUAAGCAUGUUUUUGCUGUGCUUAGCAACUUUUUCUGCGUAAGCAGCUUUAUAGUAUGAUGGGUCCUGGUAGUUGUCACGAGUUUUGGCUGCAUGGCCUAUGUUUAGACUCAAUAAAACAACACGAUCUGAAACAUUUCUACACUUUAUCUUGUUUUAAACCGCUGGGCACAUUUGGUAAUUGUAAAAGACCAGUAUUUCCACUUGAAGUAUUCCAUUAUGAUGCAUGAAUCACAAACCUGUGAAAAUUUGAGCUCAAUUGGUCAUCGAGGUUGCAAGAGAAUAAUAAUAAUAAUAAUAAUAAUACAAAAAAAAAAAAACCCAGAUCACAAAGCUGCCUAUAUAAGAAUCUGUUUAUCAUAAUUAUAACUUAUAUUUCAAAAUACCAUAGCACAUGUACACUUUCUGACUGGUACUCCUGCAUACUUUUGCUUAGCAGCAAAUUAUAACCACUAUUGUCUAUAAGCUCAAGCGAACCACUAAUUGCCACAGUGAUGUCAUCAGUAGGCUAUCACGUUAUUAUAGUGGUAAGUCACUCAUGGAUCGUUCAAGUUGGGAAACGUACAGGACGACGCAGUUCAGAUGUUUCGCAAAAAUGGACGGGGCAGCAUUCGCCUUGCUGAUUGUGACCGUACUGAUCAAAGGUUUCCUGACUGUUUCAUCUCAUAAAAUUUGCUACAUCGUAUCAGAGUUUGAUCCACAGUCACCGAGCAAGCAGCAGCAGCGAUGGAGCCUGCCGUACUCAGACCCCUGUGAGUGCACCUCCAUACGUCUCGGAGGGGCAUUCUCUCAAGACAUGUCCCGAUGCCUCAAGGUGAAACCCUUCUAUCUUGAGACGUUGAUCUUGAGCGAGGAUCGUGAGGAGAUACGGGAAUUCUUCAAGUGUCCACCAGUCUGCAGUGACGCUUUGGGUAUGGGGAGCUGGAAAAUACCUGACAGCAGUUUAUCAGCCUCGACUGCCGGCAAUACAGGCUACGGACCAAAGAAAGCCAGGCUCAAUACGAAUGGUGCAUAUUGUUCAUCAGAUCCCGCAAACAAUUGGUACCGUGUUUCACUUGAUGAGACAGUCACCCUUACGGGCCUCAUCACACAGGGGCGGCACUAUAGCAAUGUGUGGACCAAAACAUUCAAAGUGAAGCUCGGUGUCGCUGGUAAUCAGUUGGAGUAUGUGACUGGAGCCGAUGGGUUGCCAAUUGAGUUUUUGGGUAACACAGACCACGGCACACAGGUAACUAACUCGUUCCCAGAGGCCGUGAGGGCUAACGUGAUUCAAAUAGAACCAGUCGAGGUGGAACGGGCAUUUUGCAUCCGCUUUGAGUUACUUGGGUGCAGAGAUUCUGAUUAGAAGACGAAACCAAAUGGAAGAUGGUUCGGGUGAUCCACCAGAGACGUAUGUAACUGACUAGACUAACCUUGUGGACAAGUCGUUAAAGAAAAUGAUUAAAGAAAAACAUAAGUACAAUAGGAUUUUGUGUGAGGAUGGAGGUUUCCAAGAAGCAUCAGUGCACUCAUAAAAAUAAAUAACAAAACAAAGAACAGUAAAACAAUAUAUUAAAGGCAGUGGACACUAUUGGUAAAUU